AUACAUACCUAGCUUGCAGCCUCUGCCUCUGCCCUGCUCCCUCAUUUCACCUCACCCACCCCAUGAGGCCAUAACCCUCUGGCUCUCAUCAAGGCUUCCUCAUGGGGUGGCUCCGCUCCCUCUUCUCCCCCCUGAGGAAGAUCAUGGUGCGCGCGCAUUCGGCGCGCAAAUACCGGAGGGGGAUGAGGAUCCUGUACAAGGAUGUCAAGUCCUGCGAGGACGAAGACGUGCACGUCCUCUGGUCCAUCCUGGUCGACUCGCACCGCCACCCGGGCAUGGUGAAGUUGAAGCUCUAGGGCAUCAUCUUUCGCCGUCGAGCCGGAGGCCAUCAUCUUUCUUGUGGAACUGCACAGUUUCAAUGGCAAUGGCGUCCGGGGAAAGGAUGAGUAGUAGAUACUUUCCUUGUGUGUGUUUGUGACAUGAGUCUGAUGUGUGCAUCUUGUGACUUUGUGGGUGAGGUUGAGACGUCGCCUUUGCUUUGAUGUGAGUGUGAGGUUGAGCUGAUGUAUCUGUAUAUAGAAAGCUCUUGGUGCCUUACCUAAUUAAUGGUAAUGAGUUUGGUUUUUUCCUUUC
Molecule: messenger RNA, 573 nt
Organism: Hordeum vulgare subsp. vulgare (domesticated barley)
Lineage: Eukaryota; Viridiplantae; Streptophyta; Magnoliopsida; Poales; Poaceae
Exons: 2
Coding region: 102-296 (64 amino acids)
Source: RefSeq, a predicted model, not a curated record